UGCAUCUCGAUUUUGCCAUUCUUCAACAAUGGACUUCAAUCCACAAACGCGCUAGCAGAAACAAUCCCUCUCCUAGAUCGCAAUCUUACACUGCUGCCUAACCAUUUUCUUGCAUCUCGAUUUCGCCAUUCUUCAACAAUGGACUUCAUUCCACAAACGCGAGAUCAUCUUCUAGAAAUACGCGUCGCUCUAGCGGAACCAGUCAUCCCAUAUGACUUCAGCAACUUUGCGACAUUCCCCGCCCGUCAUGGCUUUGCCAAGGUGUCUGCUGCUGGGAUAGACUCAAGUGAAAGAGCUAGAUACCUCCAAUCUUGGUUCUUCUUCGGCCUGCUUGCAGAGUACCUAGAAGAGGACUUUCGAAUCGACGACUUCGUCAUUCGUCCUGCAAUGAGCUCGGACUGCCAGCUCCUCACCCUCAAAAACCUCCAGGCCCGAUUGCUUGAUGACGAGGGCCAGCCCUUGCGUUUGUCGAGAUGGAAGUCACAUGUUGAGCCUGCUUGUGCGCUAGCUUGGACAAAGAUCGGCGAAAUGGAAUCGCUUGGCCUUCUCUCGGCUUCCCCCUCUGGCGAGACCGCUCUCGCAGUCCUUGUCCUCGUUAGAACACUUCGUAUCAUCACGACAGGGCCGUCUCGGAGUGAGGACAGGUGUGCUCCGUGGGACUCUGGAUUUCUCAGGGCUCGCAUGCAUACUGCAGGAUGGUGCCCACAACAAACCGCCGCCUUGUUCGACUUGUGUGAUCCCGUCGUCUUGUGCUACCUGGCGCUGCUGCAUCCGAUUCAAGGCCACAGCGUUUCGCACGAGACCUGCUCAGAGACAGCGUGUGUCGCAAACAAUGUUAGGCUCGACACAAGUUACCGGCACCGACAUGUUUCCGACAGCUGUACCUGCGACUUCAUCAGCGUCGACGCUGAGGCAGUCAAGGACAUUAUUCGCGGAGACGGGAUUCCCCUGGUUUCAAUUCGGCGGGAGGAGCACGGGAGAGUCAGUCUGAGAAUAAGCAAGGCUAGCUCGCGCAGUGACUACGUCGCCAUCUCGCACGUGUGGUCUGACGGGCUUGGAAACCCUACUGCGAAUGCUUUGCCACAAUGCCAGCUCGAGAGGCUGUCAACGUGUCUGACGCAGAUGCCGCGCGAAUCAGAUGUAUCGACCUCCAAUGAUUAUUUGCUCAGAGGGAUACGGUUCGAAGCGUCGCUUAACACCAAGGACAGCCCGUGGAAACGUGUUCGGUCUGCGGUGUUUCCAGACCAUGAUCAGAAAGAGAACCUAUUUUGGAUGGACACCCUCUGCAUACCCGUUGCGACUCGGACCGACCCACCCGUGGUCAUCCUAGAUGUCAACCGGCUCAAAUCAAUGGCUAUCAAUCAAAUGGCUCUAAUCUACGCCGGGGCCUCCCAAGUCUUGGUCCUCGACUCGGGACUCCAGUCAAUGCCUGUGGAUCCCUCAGAUACAGCCUCCGACGUCGAAAUACUAGCCCGUCUCGUCUGCUCGACCUGGAUGCGCCGCUGCUGGACGCUGCAAGAGAGCGCGCUCGCUCGCAAGAUCCGCUUCCAGUCUGCCAGUGGCGUGGUUACACCGCUGGCACCAACAAAGGCGGCAAUAGAAUCGGACUCCUUGGAGAUCGCCAACCGCCUGGUUCCUUGGAUAUUGCCCUGGGGAAUCAAGAUGUAUCUCCGACACAGAGCCACGGCAAGUAGGGAAAGAGAGGCUGAACAGGCGGGCCGUACCAACCCCGUCGUCACCCAUUUACGGUACCGGCUCCAGGACGCGGCGGACCGAGUCAUAAAUCUCCUCCCCCGCGGUCUCCGAUCCCACAAUACUCUUGGCCAGGCGAGUCCGGAGAGCCAGCUCCGGCAAUUUUGCACCGUGUGGAAUAGUUUGGCGGAUCGGAACACCACCAUGGCCGAAGACGUACCAGCAAUCUUUGCUAAUUUGCUUGACAUCAACGCUUACCAGAUCCUGGCAUUGCCUCCUUCGUCAAGGAUGAAGGCGAUACUGGCCAGCUUGGACGUGUUGCCUCUGGACUUACUGUUCAAUGAUGGCCCACGCUCAAGAGCCGACAAAGGUGGCCUGGAUCGAUGGAUUCCGAGCGAGCCGAGUCGGGCCAAGAUACGGCUUCCGGUCUCGGAUGAGGGCGGUCUUGGCCAGGCUGUUGACAGCGGAACCCUGGCAUGGACGCAUACCGGGGAUUUGAAGUGUUGGGGGCAAGACGGGUGUGCCGCCGUUAUUUUCAACGGGGUCGACACUUUGCGGAACGAUACUGGCUUUAUCGUCCGCCUAGAUGAGACGGUGUCACGGCGGCUACCCAAAGAGAUUUUGGUCAACGUCACGAGGCCCGAGGCCGACGAGUGGCGGCCAGGAGCAUGCAAAAAGGUCAUGCUGUUACUUGACGUGGAGGACACGGCCAUUCCCUUGGGGGAGAAGAGAAAAGGUUGUUCAUUAUUGAUAACAAGCUUCGGUGAAAGCGAAGGACGAAGCGAAGGAAAUGGAAUCCAGCCACGUGGCGAUCAGGCCGUCAAUGAUGUCGCAGCCAUGGUCGGACGGUAUGAUUGUCCUUUGACAUGGCGCACAGCGAGUCCGGAUGACUUGCAGAGGCUCCCAGUUGUCGACGGGCUGGCCAUUAAAGAUGAGUGGCACCUGACAAUUCAAUGUGAAUCCGACAUCAGGGAUAACCCGCUUCCCCAGCGGCCGUUCCACCAAACUCUCACGAAUUUCGUGCAAGGUAUCGCAGCAUUGUUCAUCAUAGUCCCGCUGGUGUAUUGCGACCUCGCUGCCACCAUUAUCCGCAUCAUCAUCACGGUACGGUUAGGAUGGUCAGGCCUGACUCCACUCGGAAAAGCAGCGACCGUCGUCUUCGCCAUCGACACCAGCCGCGUGUUCUCGUUCUUGACACCACCCCCUUUGGCACAGGCGCUGUUCAUCGUCGACCGCCAGCGCACAGGAAGCACGCUUUCUGGCAUGGACAGCGCGUACAUCGUCCUGAGUCUGAUGGGCAAUGUGUGGUCGAUCGCGGUUGUGUUCAGGAUCGGCAGUGCUGUGCUGAAAUAUCUAGCCUAUCGUGUCUGGCUGGAGUCGUUUGGGCCGAAUUGGCCGGCGGACCGGGGGCGGUUGUGGAAUGUUUAUUUUUGGAUGAGAGGAUGGGUAAAACUCCCAACAAAAGGAUAGCCAUUGGUAGCGUAGAGGACGAGAAAACGGGGAUGAAUAACUGCCAGGAAAUUCCGCGCACUUGGUUGCGCUAAAGCAGGACAAGCUCGGAUUGACAGUCCAAUCACGGCUUGUGAGAGGUCUAGGGUACUUCCCUCACUUCUAUCUCCCGUCUCUCCCCGUCUUACAUGUAUAUACACACAACACACUCGAUGACAGCUGUUCUCUCACUCAUCCACUUAUGCCAAAUUACAUGGCUCAGGCCAUCCUUGUUAUUCAUUGGGACCAGGAGUCCCAACCUAGAGCUUAGCAAUCAGAGGCCCUAGCUAGCCAGUGGUGGUGUUCCUUGCC
Molecule: messenger RNA, 3492 nt
Organism: Phialemonium atrogriseum
Lineage: Eukaryota; Fungi; Ascomycota; Sordariomycetes; Cephalothecales; Cephalothecaceae
Exons: 2
Coding region: 139-3162 (1007 amino acids)
Source: RefSeq, a predicted model, not a curated record